Hyaloscypha bicolor E is the source of this 1050-nucleotide messenger RNA. RefSeq lists its product as uncharacterized. NCBI's taxonomy places the organism in Eukaryota, Fungi, Ascomycota, Leotiomycetes, Helotiales, Hyaloscyphaceae. Bases 179 to 802 code for a protein of 207 amino acids. The record is from RefSeq and is a predicted model, not a curated record. The transcript has a single exon.
UGUAAUUAACUUCAGAUGAACUGUUGUUGAAUAUGCCAGGCCUCGGAAAGCCCGUCAUAAACUGCCGGUUGGCACGUAAGGUUACAAAGAAAGCCCCUUUCCUUCCCAAGUCCCGCCUUGGCUGCCCCUUCUCUCAACAACCUCCCUUCUCAAGAAAAAAUAUAUUCGCUCGUUCACAAUGAAACUUAUUCUCUCAAUUCUCACUGCUCUCGUAGCCUGCACCGCAGCAUCUCCAGUCCACCCUCUCACCGUCGUCUCCUCCCGCCGCCUCGGUCGCAAACCAUGCCCCAAAGGCGGCACACUCCCCCUGAACUACAUUGCUCCAACCCUCAUGGUUCCCGUCAGCGCCAACUUGCCUGAUAUCGCCUUCGGCUCAACCAAAACACCCCUCAUCACGCCCAACAACUUCUGCACCAUCUUCAACCUCGUCAUCCCCCCUUCGGCACCCGGAGACACUUGUACCCUCGAAUUCCUGUUCCCGGACUACGAGGAAACAUCUAGUCCAUAUAUGUACCAUGGCGGUGGACACUUUACGUUCACGGGAUAUGCGUUUGGCUCUGGAGCAACGGAGGAGACGACGUAUAAUCAUCAACCGCCUCCAGGACCAAGUCCGCCGCAACCACCGGCAGUGAUGAGCCCGGGCAAUGCAUAUAUAGUCAACGUGGGCGGGUGUGGUGCGGAGCCACCCGGCAGUUUGGGGGUCAGUGGAAUGUUGUGUAGCCCCGAUACGGUGUUUUCGUAUUUGCAGACUGAGGGGGAUGAACUUGGAUGUCCGAUUGGAUUCUUUGUCGCGAUUAGCUAGGGGUAUAUGUUGGAGGGGUAAAGGAGGAUGUUGGCUUGUUGGGAAUUACAAUUUGCAAUUAAUUACUUGCAUUCGAAAUGUUGUUGAACAUGAAAAUGACCCGGAUCCGAGCUCGGUAUGGGUGUUUCGUUGAACGUUUGGCUCCACUGAAUCUUACUAGAGCUAGUUGGCUACGCAGCAGAUAUCACUCCUGGAGUUGAAACUGCGGAAGUUUCAGGAGCAUUUUGCUUAUCUCGAAUGUACUGCAC